Dentiscutata erythropus is the source of this 257-nucleotide messenger RNA. The record is from the annotation of a GenBank genome assembly. NCBI's taxonomy places the organism in Eukaryota, Fungi, Glomeromycota, Glomeromycetes, Diversisporales, Gigasporaceae.
CCAGUGAACAGAGUAUCACACUUUUUCGAGUAUAUAGCAGAAAAGUUGAUAUAGCUAUAACUUAUUCUCCAGAAACUGGUAUAAAAUUAUGCCUCCUUAUUUGUGAAGCAAAACAUCUAAAUAAGCCUCAAGGAGGGGAUUAUAAUAAAUUAUGCAGAAUACUUAAUGAUGCUGCAAAUAGGUUUAUUUUAUACUGGGCUAAAAAAUGUAAAAAGGUUACUAAAAAAUUAAAGAAAUUGUUUCGUAAGAUACGAUAG